UGACAGUUUCAGAGGAGUGAGGGAGAGGGAAGCAGCCGGGCGCGUGGCAGAGACCGGCGACCCCAUAAGGAGCGGGGCCGGGCACGCGAUGCGGGACAGCGCUGCCCAGGGGAUGGGGAGCCCGUGUUGCCCGGCGUUUCCCCGGGGGGCCGGGGUGAGCGCGGGGACGGAGCCAGGCGAGAAGGGGCUGGCGUAUCAAGAGACGCCUGAGCUCUUGGAGGGGGUGAAGCCAGUGCCCGGGUCAGUGGAAGCCGAGACCCCCAAUGGGCCUGGCCCCGUGGGGGGGCCCGAGGUGCGCCUGUCCCUGCGCCGCUGGGCCGUGGUGCUGCUGUUCAGCUGCUACUCGCUCUGCAAUGCCUUCCAGUGGAUCCAGUACGGCAGCAUCAACAACAUCUUCAUGCACUUCUACGGCGUGAGCGCCUUCGCCAUCGACUGGCUCUCCAUGUGCUACAUGCUCACCUACAUCCCCCUUCUGUUCCCUGUGGCCUGGCUGCUGGACAAGAGGGGGCUGCGCCUCAUCGCCCUCGCCGGUUCAGCCUUCAACUGUCUAGGCGCCUGGGUGAAGCUGGGCAGCAUGAAGCCGCACCUCUUCCCUGUCACCGUCCUAGGGCAGGUCAUCUGCUCGGUGGCACAGGUCUUCAUUCUGGGCAUGCCCUCGCGCAUCGCCUCCGUCUGGUUCGGGUCCCAUGAGGUCUCUACUGCCUGCUCCAUCGCUGUCUUUGGGAACCAGCUUGGAAUUGCAGUUGGCUUUGUUCUCCCUCCCAUUCUGGUUCCCAACUUGGAGGACACAGAACAGCUGGCCUACCACAUCAGCAUCAUGUUCUUCAUCACUGCAGCCGUGGCAACGGUGCUCUUCAUCCUCGUCAUCAUUGUGUUCCGGGAAAAGCCCCUGUUUCCGCCAAGCCGGGCCCAGGCCUUGAUCCAAUUGAAACCACCUGAGGAAUAUUCCUACGUGCAGUCCAUCCUCAGGCUGCUCCGCAAUACCAAUUUCAUCCUGUUGAUAGUCGCGUAUGGUUUGAACACUGGUUGCUUCUACGCCCUGUCCACUCUGCUGAACCGCAUGGUGAUCCAGAACUAUCCAGGGGAGGAGGUGAAUGCUGGAAGAAUUGGACUCACCAUUGUAGUGUCUGGCAUGGCUGGAGCUCUGCUCUCUGGCAUCUGGUUGGAUAAAACCAAAACCUACAAGAAGACGACGCUGGUGGUUUACAUCAUGUCUCUGGGGGGCUUGGUAGCCUAUACCUUCACCCUGAGCCUAGGCCACCUCUGGGUGGUCUUUGUGACUGCAGGCGUGCUGGGAUUCUUCAUGACCGGGUACCUACCGCUGGGUUUUGAGUUUGCGGCAGAGUUAACGUACCCAGAGUCAGAAGGAACAUCUUCAGGCCUCCUUAAUGUAUCGGCACAGGUUUUCGGGAUCAUUUUCACCAUUGCCCAAGGGAAGAUCAUCGAACGCUUUGGGACGCAGGCGGGAAACCUCUUUCUUUGCUCCUUCCUACUCCUGGGGACUUUCAUAACUGUGUUCAUUAAGGCCGAUCUCCGGAGACAGCAGGCCAAUAUGGACGGUGAACAGACGGGCCCUCAUCUAGGAGGUGUUAAAACAAAGAGAAGGAGGCACAGCUGCUAUUUCAAUAGGACGCAUCCUCCCCUCCUGUGGAACUGUCAGGCAGACCCAGGAACUAAACACAUUAAGAACUGGAGGGAUAUGCUGGUGGUGAAGGGUCUUCAAACAUGGAGUAAUUCAGGGUAAAUAUCAAACCCAUCCAGGAGCUGCUCUCAUUGGAGGCCUCCGAGAGACUCUCCUUCAGCUCUGACCUCUGUCUGGCUUCUUCGCAUGAACUUUAUGACCUAGGUAUUUCCCAAGCAAGCAAGCAAGUGGAGCAGGGCAGGAAUAAGAGGCUGGGUCUAUAACAAACAGUGUCAUAACAGAGAGAAGUUUUCUGCACAGAUUUAAUAACUCCCAGUCCAUAAACUUCCUCCUGUUGGCUGUAUAGCCUGGGCUAGCUGGUCUCUCAGUAAAAUAAAUGGACUAAAUGGGAGUCUGGUCAAAUAUGCAAAUACUUUAAGUCCCAACUUGAGCAGAUUUUGAUCUGUCUAACUCACACUCGAUGGGUUAAAAUGGAAGCAUCCAUUAGAAGAGGGGAGGCUGAAAUGUUGCUCACAUUUAUUGCCUCCUGGGGAGCUUUGAGCUAAAGGUUUUCCAACAGAAGAUUCUGUAGUAUUUUCAGGAGCUUUGCCAAGUACCCCACUUGCUCUCCAUGCAGCUGGGGGUUUCAUUGGUUUCCUCCUUCUCCAGGAAUGGAUGACUUUUCUGUCUCUCUCUCUUGCUCAUGUCCCUUUUUCUGGGAUCAUGACUGUGGCUGU
This is a messenger RNA of Mauremys reevesii (Reeves's turtle), 2358 nucleotides long. It is a transcript of the gene FLVCR2, whose product is annotated as FLVCR heme transporter 2. The transcript has 10 exons. Gene Ontology annotation, biological process: transmembrane transport; heme export. Gene Ontology annotation, cellular component: membrane. Lineage: Eukaryota; Metazoa; Chordata; Testudines; Geoemydidae. Gene Ontology annotation, molecular function: heme binding; heme transmembrane transporter activity. The record is from RefSeq and is a predicted model, not a curated record. The coding region runs from base 89 to 1744 and encodes 551 amino acids.